UGAGUGAUACGUUGGACUCGUUGGAGUGUUCUAAGUUCAAACUGUGGAACAACGUGGCGUCCUGCAUGGAGAAAUGGUUCGGUGAUAAGCGGCUGUGGUUAUUCGGUAACAACCUGCCUUUGCUACCGAGGAGAUCGCGCGCCAGCAGCCGCGCGAUGGAGCGAUACGAGAAGCUGGCCAAGCUUGGCGAGGGCUCGUACGGCCUAGUGUACAAAUGUCGCAACAGAGACACUGGCGAGGUGGUCGCAGUCAAGAAAUUUGUGGAGAAUGAAGAUGAUCCUCUUAUACGCAAGAUCGCGCUUCGGGAGAUACGGAUGCUUAAGAACCUGAAGCACCCAAACCUUGUGAACCUGAUCGAAGUGUUCCGCCGUAAGCGUAAACUGCACCUCGUCUUCGAGUACUGCGAUCAUACCGUUCUGAACGAGCUAGAAAAACACCCAGCUGGUUGCCCAGAGCUCCUCUCGAAGCAGAUAAUCUGGCAGACGCUGCAAGGCGUGGCGUACUGCCACCGGCACAACUGCAUCCACCGCGACGUCAAGCCGGAGAACAUCCUGCUCACGAGCGAGGGCAUCGUCAAGCUGUGCGACUUCGGCUUCGCCAGGAUGAUCAGCCCCGGCGAGAGCUACACGGACUACGUGGCUACUCGCUGGUACCGGGCUCCAGAACUGCUGGUCGGUGACACGCAAUACAGCGCGCCUGUUGACGUUUGGGCUAUAGGCUGCGUGUUCGCCGAGCUGCUGUCAAGCGAGGCGCUGUGGCCGGGCAAAAGUGAUUUGGACCAGCUGUACCUGAUCCGGAAGACCCUGGGCGACCUGCUGCCGAGGCACAUGACCAUAUUCUCGCAGAACACCUUCUUUCAGGGUUUGGUGCUGCCAGAACCUACCACACUAGAGCCACUAGAAUCAAAACUACCACAAAGAUACGCCCGCAAUGAACUCGUUUUAGACUUCUUACAGAAAUGCCUGGACAAGGACCCGGUGAUGCGGUGGACGUGCGAGCAGCUCCUCCGGCACGCCAUCUUCGAGAACUUCCUCUUCACCGUCCCCAACUCCGAGCAAGCCGACUACGAGCGCCUGCGGAGGGCACAGGUGCAGUCCUCCCCGCUCCUGCCGCAGCUGCAGACGGAGCGCGCGGCGCCGCACAAGGGCAAGAAGGACGAUGCGCGCGCGCACCUCCCCACCAUCUGACUGCAGGGGCUGCCCGCGCUACGCAAACCGUAGCUUAGGGUCUACUGCGC
Cydia amplana is the source of this 1237-nucleotide messenger RNA. Its product is annotated as cyclin-dependent kinase-like 1. Gene Ontology annotation, molecular function: protein serine/threonine kinase activity; ATP binding. NCBI's taxonomy places the organism in Eukaryota, Metazoa, Arthropoda, Insecta, Lepidoptera, Tortricidae. Gene Ontology annotation, cellular component: nucleus. The transcript has 9 exons. Gene Ontology annotation, biological process: protein phosphorylation. The coding region runs from base 66 to 1187 and encodes 373 amino acids. The record is from RefSeq and is a predicted model, not a curated record.